This is a messenger RNA of Sinocyclocheilus grahami, 2255 nucleotides long. RefSeq names its product THAP domain containing 11 (gene thap11). NCBI's taxonomy places the organism in Eukaryota, Metazoa, Chordata, Actinopteri, Cypriniformes, Cyprinidae. Gene Ontology annotation, cellular component: nucleoplasm. The coding region runs from base 802 to 1554 and encodes 250 amino acids. Gene Ontology annotation, biological process: regulation of transcription by RNA polymerase II. Gene Ontology annotation, molecular function: RNA polymerase II cis-regulatory region sequence-specific DNA binding. The record is from RefSeq and is a predicted model, not a curated record. The transcript has a single exon.
AUCUAAAUGACAGAAUUUUCAUUUCUGGUGAACUAUCCCUUCAAAAGACCUCUUUAUCGUAGGUACAAAGGCAUAUUUACGUAGUGUUCAGGGCUUAUCAUGAAGAUAAGCAACCUAGAUUUACCUUAGAUGCUUUGGACUCUCUAUUUAUAUGAUGUAAGCACAUGCUACAUAAUAAAUAUUGGUGGUCAUGCCAUUUUGAAGGGCUAUUAAUAAAUUACAUACAUUAUAUAUUUUUGUAGGCAUCGGUUGCUCAAGCUGCUGUAAUGUAAUGUAUUUCCUAAACAAGACACAUUGUUUGAAAUGUUUUGGUUAACUGGGAGUGCUGCUGGGGGAUGCCAUCAGUAUUUAGAAUAAGUCAAUGUAAUUACCACAAUAAAAAUUAUAUAGGCUACACAAAAUUAAAAGUUUUCAAUUGGUGCUACAAUACACCACGUAACAACAGCAUGCUCUGUGCCUUACACUGAUUUACAAAGGAAUGAAACUACUUCUAUUUUUAGCAUACACAUAUGAUUUCAAAACUGUCUAGGUUUGUUACACAUAGUACAUAGUAGUUAAACACUGUUUAAACAAACACUCGUGGCCUUGCAUUGUGAAGUCCUCCAAAGGCGUAUAACUGCACAGACUCAAGUCUAUCGACUAGCGUUUGAAACCAAAACAGGAAGUCGUAAGUAUUGUGGGACGUGUAGUUCCGCUUGUAGGCCGUUGGUCUGGAUAACAACACACGAAGGAACCAAACAAAACAAAAUUAAGGAAACUUCCAAGGGACCGCGCUAAUACUGGUGCAUCUUCUACACAAUCAUGCCCGGCUUUACUUGCUGCGUUCCGGGAUGCUACAACAACUCACACCGGGACCGCGAUCUGCGGUUCUACACAUUUCCGAAGGAUCCCACUCAGCGAGAGAUAUGGCUGAAGAACAUUUCGCGGGCCGGGGUGAGCGGCUGCUUCAGCACUUUCCAGCCCACCACCGGCCACCGGGUCUGCAGCGUCCACUUUCCCGGAGGCAGGAAAACCUACACCAUCCGCGUCCCGACUCUUUUCCCUCUGCGCGGGGUGAACGAGAGGAAGAGCAGACGGGGCAGGAGCAGGAAGGUCUCCGCGGUCGUGCCCAUCAUCGGCAGCGUCGUUUCCACAGCUAAUGAGUCAGUGCCAGUGGAGGAAGAAGGGGACACCGAAAACGCCACCGUGGUGCAGAUAGGUCAGAACGGCCAGUACAUCACGCCCGUAGACUUCACAUCUUCAGGAGACGGCUCCUGCCUCACGGCGGUGGUCUCGGGCGGAAAUCUGUCCGGAGGCAGCGCAUCGUGCCCCGUGGCCGAUCUCGUGCUGUGCGGAGUUGAUCACUCGUACUCUCUAACCACCGGCACAACGUCCGCUGAACUGCUGCGGAAGCUGAAUGAGCAGCGGGACAUCAUCGCUCUGAUGGAGAUCAAAAUGAAGGAGAUGAAGAACACUAUCCGACAGCUGCGCGUCAACGAGGCACGGCUGCAGGAGGAGCUGCGGGAGCGGGACCGUCUGAUCUCCACCAACACCAUCAUUACGAGGAAACUCUGACGAACAACGCAAAGAAACGAUGGACUAAAGACGCAAAGGACGGUCUGUGUUCGGUGCUUCUGUAAGACAAGGCGACGACAAUGAAGUAUCAUCGUAGUUCUCAUUUAAAAUUUCUCCAGGACUCGGAUAGUAGACAAGCUGUGUGUUAGAGCGCAGAUACAGGAGUUCAACCUGUAUGCACGAGCUGUCAGGCACAGCGCUGCACGGGAACUGAGAUGAGUUCAGCAAACUGGUCCUUCUCAUUUAAUAUUUAAUGAUACACGUUUGUGUUGUUUGAGUGUUGGAGGCAGCAGACCCAAGAUCAGCCUACUGCCACACUUCAAUAACCAUGUUACAUGCACACAGAGACUGCUUCAUACCUGUGUAAACAACAGCUUAUCAUUUGGAUUUUCUUUGUUUUUAAUGUCCAAGUGUAUCAGAUCAGAGUUUCUGGUCCAGACGAACUGAUUCUUUACAUGCAGGUUAACGCAGUUAGAAAAGAUUAUUGGUUGGAAGUAAACUGCUUUUGAACUAUAAAUCGUGGGAGUUUUUUUGUGGUAUGACAUUUAAGCAAAUGGUUUAGUUCUGAAUCCGCUUUGUAAGAUUCUUUACCACAAAAGUUAUGAAUAUAUUGUGCACUAUAGAGAACUAUUUAUUUUCUAUUUGAAGCCUCGUGGCAUCACAUUUAUUCUAGGAAUCUUCAUUUUAAUGAAUUGUCUUAA